Molecule: messenger RNA, 7398 nt
Organism: Mizuhopecten yessoensis (Yesso scallop)
Lineage: Eukaryota; Metazoa; Mollusca; Bivalvia; Pectinida; Pectinidae
Exons: 11
Coding region: 1146-2528 (460 amino acids)
Biological process (GO): proton transmembrane transport
Cellular component (GO): plasma membrane
Molecular function (GO): voltage-gated proton channel activity
Source: RefSeq, a predicted model, not a curated record
CCCUCUCGCACAUGCAAAAUGGCCAACAUCACGGAAAAGUUUAUGAUAAAUGGAGAAAUAAACGCAUAUGGAAAACAUUUAUCUAGCUUAUGACGUAACAGUGAUGUAAGGAAACAGCCAUGACGUCACUACUACCUGUUACCAACGUGGUAAUUGAUAGUAACUCAGAUUUUUUUCUGAUUAUUUACGGAAGUUUUAAGAAACAGGCGAGCCCAUGCGUGGGUAUGUUGCGAGUACUCUAUUUGUCAUGUAAAUUGGCUCUGCCUUGCUACCAAGCAUUGUACAAUGGUUCAACAUUACGGAAAACCUGUCCGCUAGCUACAUGUAUGUAGCUGUAGUCCUCCUACCAGCGAGCGCAGACGCGCGUUGCAAAGGACGCCUCGCCCGUAGCUAGGCGAGCAGCAAGGAGUAAUCAAUUUCAGUAGUACCGUGAAUAGCAACGUUUUACCGGGCGAAUGUGGUUUUACCGUCAAACAACGAUAGGAACUUGUUGAACAAUCGGAAAACAACUAUAGUUAUAAACGUAUAUACAUUGGAUUACCUAAUGGAACGGAAAGACAGAAUUGUUUAAAAAAAAUGGAUGUCAGCUUUUAAUGGAAUUGGACAUUUCUAUAUUACGAUAAGUGUAUUGAGGACCUACCCUUUAGCAUAAUGUGUUUGUGAGCAUUUUGUUAGUUUUCUUAAAAAGAAUAAUAUUUUGUACAUUUAAUGUUUUGGCAAAUUUCUUAAUAUAACCUUUGUUUGGUGUUUUCAUAAAGGAUUUCCUAAUUGUGCGUGUGUACACUUCAAGUAUUUUUGUUUUGCUUUGAGCAUCACUUAACAGAUCCUUCCGAGCAAAUCCGUGUGUGGUUUUCAUCAGAAAAGUGAUACAUUUUCUCUGGGAUGUGUUUUAUCUUCAGUCAAACUUGUGAUUUCUAGAAACAAGUGUGUGACUAUUAUUGCAGUGGGAAAGAAGACUUGGCGUGACGAUGCUUUCAACGCAAAAUACUUAGGGUGAAAAUGGCGAAAAAGAUACGUUGGAAAUUUUUGAUUUCAGUAUAAUGCGUUGAAGGAAAAGCUUCAUUAGUAAGCGAGACAGACGGCCCCACAGUGACCUACAUGAAUGUGGCGGGACUUUAUUGGGUGGAUGACACUGCAACUAAUAAAUGCUUCCAGGGAUUGGAAACUUGAACAGCCAAAGGGCUAACCCUGGACAGAGACGCUAUGGCAAACGAAAGGACAGUGCGAUAAGGACAUUAGUUGCGGAGACUUUAGUGUUGGCCAAAACACACGGGUACGUGGAAAAGAUCGAGAACGAACUCGAAGAGGAACUUCAGCAAGAUAUCGACCCUCCAAAAGAAAACCUCGGCAGAAAGGGAAUACAAAAGAUCAUAUUCUGUGGGUGGAGAAGAAAGGGCUACCAAUUCUUUAAGAGCAAGUACAUGCUCCUGACUGUCGUCGUGUUGUGUAUAACGGACUGUGCUCUUGUACUAGGGGAGCUAACGCUUGAUCUACAUAAGGUCAAAGUAACUCUUGAAGAGAAUGAAAAAUUAACCGAGAGCACGACUACGUUUUUAAAGAACAUGAGGAGUCAGCAUCAGCACUAUUUGAUUGGGAAGCAGUUUCCGGAAGUGUUUGAUAUGCUUAUGGCAGCAUCUAUCCAGUGGAACAUAUCAGAGUAUAAUUUAGCUCACACUGAGGAGGAAAACCUCAAUGUAAACAACAUAACGAAUCGUUACCGUAGGACUUUAACAAAGACGACGGAACACGCGGCACAGACUUCUGACAAUCACUUUAUAGUGGAUGACGCUGCCGUCAAUGAACAUCACCAUUCUAAAGGACAAAGCAUACAGGAAGACAUAGCACAUGCAUUUCAUUUUGCUAGUAUAUCUAUAUUAGGGAUUAUAUUAUUAGAGACCAUACUCAAGGCACUAUGUGCAGGUUGUAUAUUUUUUCAUCGACGUCUCGAGGUAUUCGAUGCGUUCAUUGUGAUUACGUCCUUUAUUGUUGACACCUGUCUGAUGGUGUACCUUCCAAUGUAUGAUACCAGGGACUUUGUUUUCAUACUGGCCUUUCUGCUCCCUUGGAGGGUCAUCCGGGUAGUCAACAGUCUGGUUGUGGCUGUGAAGGACCAUGAACACUUCCGGUUAAAGCUUGUCUAUAGUCGUAAGAAGAAGAUCCAGCAUAAUCUCAGGGAGGCGGAAGUCAGAAUGCAAAUAUUUAAGUAUCAAUGCAACGCGUUAAAGCGUCUGUGCCUAGCAGAAGGUCUAGACGAAUGGAAGAUCGAUCAUUGUCUCAAGGCAGAGCAAAAAUAUCAACCCACGAUCGGCAAGAAAAAGUGUAAAGUUAAAAUCGACAGUUCGACACUUUCUCUGAUCACGGAAUUAGACGAAGGUUGUUCAUCUACCCGAUCGUCUCCCAGGCAUUCUCUGCCCUCCUUGGAUUUCCCUGGACUGCGGUUCCUCAAUGGACACUCCAAACACAACGAAACCAACGGGAGUAUCGAAGAGAAUGGCAACGACCUAGAUCAGCAGCACCAAAACGCUUAGCGUAGCGGAGAGCAACACCUAGCGAUAACGUUAGGUGGAACUAUAUCUUGGCAACGCUUUAAAAAGACGUCAUCCAACAACUCUUAAUUUGCUGUUACCUAGCAACACUUUAUUGUUACCUGGCAACAUAUCUUAUUAGCAAUCCUGUCAUAUUAUUGUACGUUUCUAGCAGCAUCACUUAUUGUAUAUAGAUUCAGUGCAUAGCAUUCAGAGAAAGCGACAGUAAUAUGUGUUACGCAAUGAAAAACCAACACCUAACCACCGGCAGAUCAAAAUAGCUGUUGACUGAUGAUAGAUCAUUGUUAGAACAUGGAGUUUUCGGGGACUUUUUAUAAUAUUUCAUGAUAUAUCAAAAUAAAUCAUAUUCAUAGAAUAACAAAGGGGUCGAAAUACAGAUUUUUAGUUUGUAUGGAGUUAAGUUUAUUCAUUGUUUAUAUCAGAAAUACUAAUGUUAUUGUUACCACGUUUAAAUUAGUGCGUAGAGUAUACCUGUUGGGCGGCGUGCCUUUUGUUUUACUGUGUACGUCCUGUCUGGUCCGUGCUCCUGCUGAUAUCAGCAAACAUAGUACAUCGGUCUUCAAACUCUUCUAACAUGGAAUGCAUUAGUCAACAUAAUGCCUUUUUGGUUUAUUUUGUAAAUCAAUUCAUGUAAAAAAGGACGAGUACAUUUCUGUUCAUAGUGUAACUUAUUUAAAUGGAAAUAUACUAUUCUAAUUAUUUGAUGACUACAAAUUUGUUUGAUUAUGUUGUAAUAUAUAAUUAAAUCCAAUGUGUAUUAUUCAGCAUAUCUACUGAGAUGAGCUAAUGCGUAUUUGAAAUUUUUAUUGUAUUUAGUAAAUGCAAUCGAGGUCUUUCAAAAUUUGUAAUAUAAGAAAAGAUAUUUCAAUUGUCUUAAUAUUUCUUAAAGUCUUUUCUUCAUGUACAAUAUCAGUAAUUAAAUGUUGUAUGUCAUGACUGCGCUGUAUCAGAUAUACCAUGUAUUUAGCUGGGAGCCAUAUGCACCUUCAGUCAACAAGCGAUGCAAACAGUUGUCAGUAUCAGUAAUCGUGUUUAAAUACUUCGCUCUGAUUGUUGUUUUCCCAAAGAUAAAAAUCUACAAUAUCACACAGUUUUAUUAUCAAACUAUUUUUUGAUUACCUGUUGGAUAAUGCGUUUGACAUUUUAAUAUGCAAGGUGAACUCCCUUCUUAAUGUAUUAUAUGCAUAUAUUGUAAUGUUUCAUUUGUAAAUAUCCUUUGCUGUCUCUGUAAUAUACGCGCACCACCAUGUAUACAUUGUCACACGAGAGGAGAGUGAUAAUGGAGGGAGGAAGAGGAGUACGAGAAGAAAGAGGAAGAGACGAGUGAGUAUCAUAUACGCUAAACAAUACAUAAGCAUCAUGUUCGGAAAUUCGUGUAGGGGAAAGAUUAAUUUUGUUCGCCAAAAAUAGGGCAUGAUUCCAAAUAAAAGCAAGAUAGUUUUUUCCUUUUUACGACUGCAAUGCUGAAAAACGAAACAAUAAACUUAAUUAAGAGUCGUAUAUUACAAGCGAAACAAAUGGUAUGCAUUUGUUUUCGGUACGCUCUCUAGAACGUUUGCCAACUGAUACAAAAAGCUGCGUUCAUUCUCAGUGACGAGAAGUGAAGUAUGGUUUUGCUAAUACGAGUUUGGUAAUUCAUUUUUGAGCCGGAUUAUCCAUGGCAGUAAUCGACCACGGUUAUCUUAAUAUAGCUGUUGAAUAUGUUAAUACAUCAGGAAUUUAGGUGAAAGUAACAUAAUAUUCAAAUCAUUCGAAUAACUGUUGGUAAAAAAUUGAUUAUAAAUUAACGCUAUGAUUUCAGUGUGACGUCAUGCUUGGCGCAACACUAUGUGAUGCACAAUUGAUGACAUUAUUUGUCAAGUGUUCAUCCAUUAUAAGUGAUUUGUUCUUUAUAAAAGACAACUUAUAGUCUUAACUCGUGUGAUGUACAGUUACAAAUCAUUCAGUAGUGUUUGCACUUGUGAAAAUAUUCCGUAGUCAACGUCAUUGAUAGUUGAAAUAUAACAAUUCACGUAGAAAGAGAAUAUCCUAAUGCCAACAGUAUUUUAAGUUAUACAAUAGGGUCUCGUGCUUAACUACUUAUAACAUGGCUGGAUGUAGGAAGAAUGCUUAGGAUAGCAAUGAACGGAAAACGAGAAAAUGUUCGCCAGCUUAAUAUAAUCUGACUGAAAAAUGGUGCAACUGGAAUGUGUAAUGGCUGAAUAGUGGUACAAACGGAUUAAGGAAUGUUUAAUAGUGGUACAUUCCUACUUGUGAUGGCUGGAAAGUGAAACAAACAAAUUCGUGUAUGCUGGAUAGUGGUACAACCAGUUAAGUGAUAGCUGGAUUAACGAGGGUUGACAUUGUAUUCCUGGUGUGAUAUGUGAGAUUUAUUCAAGGCAUGUACAUAGCUUUUAUUGUGUGUUAUGUAGUUUCGUACUUUGGUAAAUAUGUCGGUCUGGUGUCCGAACGAGACUCUUCCCUUGAAUGCUGAGUCGUACAACUCACAGCCAAGGUUAGAUAAAUCUCGGAACAACUGCAUUUAUCGUCCUUUGGAACAUCGCGCGUCUGAUCCUGUAUACAGUAUAUUAUUAGUCUUGUAUUGCAAAAAGUUGUAAGAAAAAAACAAUGCUUUGUUGAAAAAGAACAUUUUAGACAUUCCGCAGUUCAGAUUUUGUUUUUAGUCACCAUUGGCUAAUGAUAAUUUAGGAUUUAGAUCUGGCUCAAACAAUCAGCAAGUUUCCUUUAUGGAAUUAAAAAACGUUACCUGAGAAUCGUUACAACAAGCGUUCAUUAAUUCCCUUACUUGAGGUUAUUUUCUCGGUGUUGAAAAAAGAUGAAUUUUAGUUUUAAACUGUUUAAGAUUCAUUGUUUCAUUGUACCGAAGAAGAAGAUGUACGACAGAGAUGUUCAGCUAGUAUUCUUCUCAAAUUAGUGAAUGAUAGAACACCUCGAUUUUUGUCAAAAUUAGAGAAAUUCGACGUAAAGCUAUAGUAUUUCAUUAAGGGUACAAUAUUCAAAGAUAUGCUUUAAUACAAUACAAACAAAGUUAAAAUGUCCAGGUUUUCAUUUUGUCAAUGACAGUGACGUUAGAGUAAAUAUAUGAAAACGUCCCAUUAAAAAAAUACAUAUCGAACAGACAUGAACAUGGAGAAAAAGGAAAAAAAUCUAGUCUGAACUGCUACCUGAUAAAUACAGCGGGAAAUAUGCAGAAUUUAUAGUUGGUGUAACAUUAAUACUACUUAUUUUUGAAAAUCACUUUUUCAAAGCACAUGUCCAAAAUGAAGUACAGGAUCGGGCGAGUUGUUCCGAAUGGCAUCAUCAUAUAUAGAGUGACAAGGAUGUUGUUUCACGUCUGUGUCGGUAGACAGAGAAUCAGAUUAACAAUCAAAUGCAAUUCAAAAUAAUAUUGAACUGGAAAGAAGAUUUGCUUAAAAAUCUUUAUUGAGAACUGUUUUGGCUGAGAAUAACCAGCGUUUUCUGAACAUUUAUCUGUUUUAUAUCCUAAAUCUAAAAUGAUAUAUCCCAUAAAACAUUCUUCAUAUUAUUCACUAAAAAAGAAUGCUAUCCUACAGACUAUGUUCAGCCUACUGAAAGGACAUACAAUGUGUUGUUCAGGUAGUUGACCGAGGAUAAUCCUGAAGGAAGAUGGCUGAACAAGUGUUUGACGAGACUCAAUUAUGUGUUUGGUAUCUCUCUACCAUGACAGACGUGAACACACUUCCUCCCUAACAACUACUUGUAAAUAGAAUUGGAGAUAUUUAGAUAUAUUGGUACUCGGUGUAAGACUUGUUAACAUUGGUGAAUGAAGCAAAUUGACUGUGAUUAGAAACUUUUAAACAUAGAUAUUAAUUUUCCAGCAAUAACUGUAUUUUACAUACAGUAGUUAUAAGUACCUACUUUAUUUCAUUUUUGGUGUUUUUUGUUCCAUUCAUGGAGUUUUUACGAUACUAACCUCUUAAUUUGACUGUUGUCUUUGUUGUAAAAAUGUAUGUUGAUACGUCACAGUGGUGUAAUUAUUAAAAGUUUGGGGAUUUCUAUUAACAAUUUAACGGCGGCAUAACAUGUCUCUUGAAACGAUACACAUGUAAAAUAAACCUUACUUAUAAUGGUACAGAUAUGGAAUCAGGACUGAAGUAAAUAAAAAAAUAAUUUUGGCAUGCAAAUAAAAUUUAUAAUACAAAUUGUUUCAUUCAUUUUUUUCUAAUUCCAGAUAUGUUUUAGGUUGACAUUUAUGAUAGCAAAACAUGCACAAUUGCAUGCGAAAUAUUUCCCAUCAAUAAGCAAGGUAUAUAUAUUUUUUAAAUAUAAUGGUUUAAGUUAGAGAUAAUUCAGAUUGAAAUGAAGAAAUGCUGACUGUUCAUAAAGAUCUGAUUUUGAAUUGAUUUCAAAGACCAAUACUUUAUAAAUAUAUGUAUCAUACAUGUAUCUCUAACGUUCUAUGAAUUAUAGGAAUACACUAUAAUUUUAUGUCACUUCAACCGCUUCGAUUUCAAUUGAAAUCCCUUAACAGUUUGUAAAUAAUACUGUUAUGAAAUAUACUGCACGUACGUAGGUAUUCUAGUCAAUUAACACAGGACUACAACUCAAGUCUGACUUUAAACAGACACGAACUUACCUGUUGACUGUUGUAAGUAUCUUACUUAUUAUAAAACAGGUGUAUGGAUACAAGUUAAUGAUGUUUUAGUACUGAUUUCUUGAACGCAUGGAUGUUUUAACUAAAGGUGUUAGUAUUUUUGGGUGUCGUUCGUAUUCUGUGUCGUUAGCAUCCGUCCUUCCAUCCGUUCAGACCCCCAACAAAAAUAUGUCGGGUCAGAAAGGUUCAGUGUUACUCAGAAAUUAUAUAUCAGCAUAUUUCAGUAAAAAAACUGUG